Molecule: messenger RNA, 903 nt
Organism: Anoplophora glabripennis (Asian longhorned beetle)
Lineage: Eukaryota; Metazoa; Arthropoda; Insecta; Coleoptera; Cerambycidae
Exons: 3
Coding region: 82-903 (273 amino acids)
Source: RefSeq, a predicted model, not a curated record
UUACGUAUAAAUCAGUUCUUAUCAGAACUAAACAACUUAUUAUAUUGUUUAUCAUCCGUUUUUUCCAAUUUUCCAUUGGAUAUGGAUGAUGCUGUGCCGACCACGAGUAAGGCAGGCGCGGGAAUUACAUCGCCGUCGCCCCCAAGGAAACGAAAACAACUCAGUUUGGGGCAUUUGUCUCUGGCAGAAAAGCAAGCAAUAUUGAAUUUGUACAAGAAAAGCCUAGAUGAUGAACCUACUCUUAAAACUGUCCAACUUGUAUCCAAAAUAGCGAUGACAUUAGGUGUUGCAAAAUCAACAGUAUAUCGAGCCAUAAAACAGUAUAAAUCUACUGGAAGGGUGUCUACUUCCAAACACUGUGGUGGAAGACCUGGGAUUGUUACAUGUUUGGAUGAAGCAAUGAAGAAUUCCAUAAGGCGUAUAGUACACAGCUUUUUCUUUAAAAAUGAGAUCCCCACUUUGGACAAAAUAUUAACCGAAAUAAAAAGUCGUCAGGAUUUGCCACAGAUGUCCCGUUCAUCAUUAUACAAAUUUAUGAAACAAAUUAAUUUCAAAUACUUAAAACGAAGUCGUAAAAGUGUGUUGAUAGAACGUGAUGAUAUAGUGAGAUGGAGACUUGACUACUUGAUAUCAAUUAAAAAGUUUAGAUCUGAAGGUAGACCUAUUUAUUAUUUAGAUGAAACAUGGUUAAAUGAAGGUCAUACAAAAGAAAGGGUAUGGGUUGAUACUAAUAUUAAAAAUAAACGUGAGGCAUUCAAUGAAGGGCUGUCUAUGGGAUUAAAAAACCGUCCGGUAAAGGAAAGCGUCUUAUCAUCUUACACGCUGGCUCAGAGGAAGGAUUUGUUGAAGAUUCGUUAUUGGUUUUCGAAGGCAAGAAGAGUGGGGAUUAUCACGAGUAAAUGA